This is a messenger RNA of Peniophora sp. CBMAI 1063, 1929 nucleotides long. Lineage: Eukaryota; Fungi; Basidiomycota; Agaricomycetes; Russulales; Peniophoraceae. The record is from the annotation of a GenBank genome assembly.
AUGACGACUGAGCUUAUUGCCUCGCAAGUUCGUGCACGCGUCGAAAACGAUCUGGCGGCCUGUAUUGAUAGCGUCACAUCCAUAACGAAGACGCGCGUGGAAGAGUCAGCAACGCACACUGACGCACGCGUCCUCCAACAUCAAAUCGGUGCGAUAGAGGCGGACACUCUCGCGCGACUGAAAGCUGUGAAGCAGGAGCACUUUGGGAUUGUCUGGGAGGGGUCAAAGGUAAUGGAGAGGUACCGAGAGCUCGCGGAAUGCCGUGCACUAGCGCUUGCGGAGGAGGAGUUCAUGAGAGAAGAAGUACGACGCUGCGAUCUGCUAGUGCGAGCGCCAAUCGACGAUCGGCAACUGCAUGUCGCUGAUGCGGUUAGGGGCUGCUACUCCGAGUACAACGCAAUUCUCCGCGGUGCCAGCAAGGACGUGGAGGACAUAGAUGAGGAGGCGUCGACGUGCUUGGAUAACAGCAUGCUGCCAUGUGAGAUCUGGAGUAUGGUCGUGGUCGAGCUUGCUGCUCUCGACCCCCCUGGCUGCCACCGCCCUCACUCGUGGAACGAGGACUACACGACUAUGACGUUGGGGUUCUAUAGACUUGCACAUACGUGCAGUCAGUUGCGGGCCAUAGUGCUCAAGCAUGGGGAGCUGUUUGCACCGGUCGUCCUGUCAAUGGGAAAUGAGGAGGCGGCCGAUCACUUUGCGCGUCUGUCAGGGGCUCAUCCGCUGACUUUGGACUUCGACCAAGCGAUGGCGACAUCUCGGACGCGCGACAUCUCCAACUUCUUCUAUCAUGUUCUCGACAAACCGGCCUUCCUACACCGAGCGCGCGAGUUGCGAUGCACCUUGGGUCUUGAAGACCAGAUCGUGGCGUCUACAAACUACGUUCGCAGAGGACCUAUCGAGGACCUGCUAUCUUUUGUUGAGGAGAACGCUUCGGGAAGCCUGCUGGAGCGACUCACUUUCCCCAUGUUCGACACGCACGACUACACGCCCAAAUUCAAGUCAACGACUCUGACUUACGCGCAUUUCAUUGGCCUACACGUACGCGAACAUAUUGCGUGGUAUCGUCCGGCGCCAGCAUACGAAGGUUUCGUUGUCGAAGUCAGGCAACGCGAAGAUGUCGAAGCUUACGUGGAAAAUCUACUCGAACUGCUGGAGGGAUGCCCGAAUCUCAAAACCAUCAUCAUCGAACAAGUAACCUGGACGGACGAUGGGGAUCUGCUGCCAGUUGAAACGGGUGCGAACUUCGUCGUGAAGAGCCUCGGUGCGGAAGGAGUCGAGCGCAUGAUGGCGCAUGUCCGUACCACGGGUACUUGGGAUGUACGCACCACGUCCUCUCUAUCUUCGCCCUUUCUCCGCGACUUGGUAUACAACAAGACGGUCUUACAUUUACACUACUCAUCCGAGUGGACUUGCGCUUCGUACCAGGACGACGGGAACUCGGAUACUGGCAUGUUGCUCGACGACGACACUCGAAACGAUAUGCGCGACCUCUCCCACCCUUACGCCUUUGACUUGAAGAUCAGGCUGGGUUGCGUUGUUGUGUCAACGUCUUCUCGACCCGAUGGGAUGGAAUUUUACCGGACGUCUCUAGACCUCUUGACCAUCCAGGAUGUCGGAUACUUUUACGGGGGUGGCGAUGUCGACUGGACGUGUCUCAAGGCUUUGAAAUCUUUGCAUACGCUGGUCCUUCAUACGGAACGAGACGUGUCAAACAUACUUCAAAACUGCAAGCCUCGUAACAUUGUCGUACACUGCUCGCGUCCCUGGAGGGAAAAUCCUAGCGUGCUUGGGUUAAUCGAAGCCCUCCAUCGCUACGAAGAGGACGGGACGUUGCCGGAGAGCAUCACAUUGGAGGGCCGUAAGACUCGCAUCUACACCGAGACUUGGCCAGUACUGCCGGGUGUUGUGAUUCGUGAUAGGCGGGUGUGA